Molecule: messenger RNA, 2604 nt
Organism: Hipposideros armiger (great roundleaf bat)
Lineage: Eukaryota; Metazoa; Chordata; Mammalia; Chiroptera; Hipposideridae
Gene: AGBL2
Product: AGBL carboxypeptidase 2
Exons: 18
Coding region: 121-2604 (827 amino acids)
Biological process (GO): proteolysis
Molecular function (GO): zinc ion binding; metallocarboxypeptidase activity
Source: RefSeq, a predicted model, not a curated record
GAGAGGGAAGCAUGGGGCCUGCAAAGGCCCUGGCGCCUCGGGAGGAGGAGACUGGAAGACUUGCGGCCCUUCCUAAUUCCUCAGCCGCCCUCUUGGAAAUCGGGCAGGGGUUGUGGCUGGAUGCCGGUGUCACGGAAGGUCUUCGGUGUACCAUACAGAAGUAACAUGUUCCCAGCAUUGAAAACAGAGCUAAAGCAGGAGAUUCUUGCUGAUCCCUAUGAAGACUUUAUGUACCAUCACCUCCGGUACUAUGGCUACUUUCAAGCUCAAAGAGACAGUUUACCAAACUCGGCUACGCACCAGCUUGCUUGGAAGAAUAAUCCCCAACUUGUCUUGAAUGGCUUUUUUGGGGAAAGAGGUGAUUUGAUACCAGACCCUCCACAAAAGGAGAAGCUCCUGUGGCCUACCUGUCUAUCUUCAACUCUACCCAGACAGAUAGAAGCUGUGAGCAGAGAUUCCUCAACGCUGACUUCACUUCUCAAGAGCAGACAGCUUCUUCGUGGUGACUUUGGUGAAGCAAACCCUCGUCUUCGAGAACCCCGAGAUCUCUUUGCCUUUUUCUCUGGGAGUGGGCCACUGCAGGCUCCACAAUGGCCAGUAGAAUGUGAGGUCAUCAAGGAAAACGUUCAUCAUAUUGAGGGCGUUCCACCUCAGCCAGAAUAUUUCUAUCAACCUACAGGAAAUGAAAAGAUUCCGGAAAUUGUAGGAGAGGAAAAAGGCACAAUUGUCUAUCAGUUAGAUUCAGUGCCCACCGAAGGUUCCUAUUUCAGCAGCUCCAGAGUGGGGGGCAAACGGGGAGUCAUCAAGGAACUGGCUGUCACAUUGCAAGGUCCAGACGAUAACACUCUACUGUUUGAAUCACGGUUUGAGAGUGGGAACCUGCAAAAGGCUGUCAGAGUAGACACCUAUGAGUAUGAACUCACCUUGCGAACUGACCUCUACACAAACAGACACACUCAGUGGUUUUAUUUUCGAGUUCAGAACACCAGGAAAGAUGCCACCUAUCGCUUCACCAUUGUCAACCUGCUGAAACCCAAGAGCCUCUAUACUUUAGGGAUGAAGCCACUCAUGUACUCCCAGUUGGAUGCCAACACCCACAGCCUUGGCUGGAGGAGAGAAGGAAAAGAAAUCAAGUAUUACAAGAACCAGACGGGUGACGGGCAGCAGCCCUUUUACUGUCUCACGUGGACCAUCCAGUUUCCACAUGACCAGGACACUUGCUUCUUUGCACACUUCUACCCAUAUACGUACACUGAUUUGCAGUACUACCUCCUAUCAGUGACAAACAACCCCAUCCAAUCGCAGUUCUGCAAACUCCGAACUUUAUGCCGGAGCCUAGCAGGAAAUACCGUCUACCUGCUCACCAUCACCAACCCAUCCCGGACCCCUCAGGAGGCAGCUGCCAAGAAAGCCGUGGUCUUGAGCGCCAGGGUCCACCCUGGGGAAAGUAAUGGCUCCUGGGUCAUGAAAGGCUUUUUGGACUUCAUUCUUAGCAACUCCCCAGAUGCCGCGCUCCUCAGAGACGUCUUUGUCUUCAAAGUGGUUCCCAUGUUAAAUCCAGAUGGAGUGAUUGUGGGGAAUUACCGCUGUUCGCUGGCUGGAAGGGACUUGAACAGGCAUUAUAAAACCAUUCUGAAGGAGUCUUUCCCGUGCAUCUGGUACACCAGGAACAUGAUCAAGAGACUCCUUGAAGAAAGAGAGGUUCUCUUGUACUGUGAUUUCCAUGGCCACAGCCGUAAGAAUAAUAUCUUCCUGUAUGGCUGUAAUAACAACGAUCCCAAGUACUGGCUUCAUGAGCGAGUCUUUCCUUUAAUGUUAAGCAAAAAUGCACCAGAUAAGUUCUCUUUUCCUAGUUGUAAUUUUAAGGUCCAGAAGUGCAAAGAAGGAACAGGACGCGUUGUGAUGUGGCGGAUGGGAAUCCUAAACAGCUACACCAUGGAGUCUACCUUUGGCGGGUCCACCCUGGGCAGUAAAAGAGACACUCACUUUACCACUGAGGACCUAAAGUCCCUAGGCUAUCAUGUCUGUGACACCCUCCUGGAUUUCUGUGAUCCUGACCAAACCAAGUUCACACAGUGUCUGGCAGAGCUUAAAGAAUUCUUACAACAGAAAAUCCAUAAAAAGUUCAAUGAACUUGGACAAGAUAUGGAUUUAGAAAGAAGUUGGAAUGAUAUCUCUUUGUCUGACAUUGAAUCCAGCACCAGUGGUUCUGACAGUUCCCUCUCAGACGGUCUUCCUGUUCAACUCCUGAGCAUAGCACAUCAGUUGACUCAGAAGAAGAUGAAUAGGAAGAAAAAAAAGAAGCCACUUCAGACUAGGAAACAGCGAAACGAACAGUAUCAGAAAAAUCAUUUAAUACGGGAGUUCAAGUCAGCAGAAGAUGCCCCGGAAAGCGCAGGGUUUGCUUCUGUUCUGCAAAAGCCGCCUACCUUUUUCAAAAAUUCAGGGAAUACCAGUUCUUCAACAAUGAAAAAUGAAAAACCAAGAAUGAAUGAGUUAAAUGGAAGAGACAAAGGCACCUCCUCCCUGGACCCACCAAAAACAACCCCCUCGAUUCUGACUAAGAAUAAAGAGAGAAUGCAGGAAUUUGUCCAUUUCACCUAA